This is a messenger RNA of Kluyveromyces marxianus DMKU3-1042, 1635 nucleotides long. It is a transcript of the gene ATG15, whose product is annotated as triglyceride lipase ATG15. Bases 1 to 1635 code for a protein of 544 amino acids. NCBI's taxonomy places the organism in Eukaryota, Fungi, Ascomycota, Saccharomycetes, Saccharomycetales, Saccharomycetaceae. The record is from RefSeq and is a predicted model, not a curated record. The transcript has a single exon. Gene Ontology annotation, biological process: multivesicular body membrane disassembly; piecemeal microautophagy of the nucleus; macroautophagy. Gene Ontology annotation, molecular function: glycerophospholipase activity.
AUGAAGCCCAAAACAACACCAAGAAAGAGGUAUUCCGCAAAGAAUGCCUCCUUAGUUACUCUACUAAUAGUAUUAACACUGUACUUGUAUUUGAACAAGGACAUAAUAGAAUCAAAAUACCAUCGUAAUGACAAAUUUAAGGAUACGCAUGCUGUAACAGCAGACACAACUAAUCUACACACACUAAGGAUUAAGGAGAUACAUUUUAGACCAUUUAAUAGCACUGGAAGAAGGAAGUAUGGCCAGGUCAUUUUGACCCCAGAGCUUGUAGCUGAUGCUAAAGAUCGUUUCAGUGAGGCUGUGUCUGUUUCGGGAUCAAGAAGCGAGGGGCAAGAAGAAGACGAUGCGUAUGAUACUAAACUAUGGAGCAAGUCUGACUCUAACCCUUGGACACAUGAAUUCAAGCUAAAACAACAAACCAUACAGAUGACAAGGAUGGCUUAUAGAGAUCCAGAUUAUGUGGAAUCAUUCCUAGACUUCGCCAAUGAAAAUCCAACCAUGGCACAGAAAGUCCAUUUGGAAUGGGUUGAUGAAAAUGUUUUGGCACCAAACGUCACGGAUAAAGACACCAUCAUUUCCUUGGCACUAAUGUCAUCAAAUGCAUAUGUGCCGUUACCAUUCGAGGGCGAUUGGCGCAAUAUAAGUGGUUGGGAUCAUGAUGCCAACCCGGAUUUUCCGGAUGGUAUUGGAUGGGAUGCUGAUGGUGUUCGAGGUCACAUUUUCACAAAUGAGGAUUCUAGCGUGGUAGUAAUAGCUAUAAAGGGAACAAGUGCUCAGGGACUUCCAGGUUCGGGUGACGAUGCAACGACCGAAAACGAUAAGCUUAACGAUAACCUUCUAUUCUCAUGUUGUUGCGCAAGGGUCAGCUAUUUAUGGACAACUGCCUGUGACUGCUAUGUUAAGUCCUACACAUGCGAUGAGACGUGUCUAGAAAAAGAACUGAAUCGAAAAGACCGUUACUAUCAAGCUGUGCUCGAUAUAUACCGUACAGUAAUAGAAGAUCACCCAAAUGCAGCCAUUUGGAUUACAGGUCAUUCAUUAGGCGGAGCUUUGGCAAGUUUAUUAGGCCGUACAUUUGGUGCACCUGCUGUUGCUUUUGAAGCUCCUGGUGAGCUAUUGGCAACAAGAAGGUUGCAUUUACCUAUUCCGCCAGGACUUCCAUCAUAUCAAGAAGGUAUUUGGCACAUUGGCCACACGGCAGAUCCAAUAUUCAUGGGAACAUGUAAUGGUGCAAGUUCGUCUUGCUCCAUAGCUGGGUAUGCAAUGGAAACAAGUUGCCAUUCCGGGAAAGUAUGCAUAUACGAUGUUGUAACAGAUAAGGGUUGGCAUGUGAAUAUGUUAAACCAUAGGAUUCAUACUGUGAUUGAUGGCGUGUUAAACGACUACGAGAAUGUGGCAAAAUGCGAGGUACCAGAACCAUGUAACGAUUGUUUUAACUGGAAAUAUAUCAGAGGCAGAGAUGAACCCCAUAGCUCAUCAGUGACCUCUUCUUCUUCCGCUACCAAUAAGAAACCAACCACAUCCGUAUUUACGUCUACAACUUCACUUACUGCAACUACUUCAUCAGCGGAAAAAACUACUUCUAGCUGCAUAGGGCGGAAUUGGAUAGGUAUUUGCACCAGGUACGGUAUUUGA